This is a messenger RNA of Thamnophis elegans (Western terrestrial garter snake), 4140 nucleotides long. Its product is annotated as disintegrin and metalloproteinase domain-containing protein 20-like. The transcript has 2 exons. Gene Ontology annotation, molecular function: metalloendopeptidase activity. Gene Ontology annotation, biological process: male gonad development; proteolysis. Gene Ontology annotation, cellular component: sperm head plasma membrane; external side of plasma membrane; plasma membrane. NCBI's taxonomy places the organism in Eukaryota, Metazoa, Chordata, Lepidosauria, Squamata, Natricidae. Bases 954 to 3140 code for a protein of 728 amino acids. The record is from RefSeq and is a predicted model, not a curated record.
CACCUUCUCUUCGGAAACCUCCUUAAUCCCACAACACAUGGACAGACACAACCAUAAUUUGAAUGGGGAAAUGGUCAUCAUCUUAGACCUAGAUCAAGCUAAUUCUCUACGUGCAAGUGAACUCUUGGAAACUUGGUAGUCAAACAAAUGAGCCAUCAACAGGCACAUAGAGAUAAAACAACAAUUGCAGACCAUUGGAAACAAAUAAUGAAAAAGGAAGCAAAGAUGCCAAAACAUUCAUGUUGAGCAUCUAUUUUUAGUAGGCUUUUGAUCCCACUGAACAUCAGAUGCAUAGAAUUUAUAGAACCCAGCACAAUCUUUGUUGAAGAGGACAAUUGUUCUUCUUGUUGAUCUCUCACGUAACAUAAAAGAACAGUCUAUUCAGCCUUUAAAAUUGGGUUUAUUUGUGCUAAGAGUCCAACUUUGUGGUCUUUAAUAGAUUCUCUCCCGCUCCCCAAUAACAUUCUUACAGCAAAGACUGAGGCACUUGGUAUGGAAAAGCCUCAGAUCCUUUUAUAGUCAAAGAUAACCUGUAUGAAAGGAGCAAAAGCCAAAUAAACAUGAAUUAGAAAUUAGAAGGUUCAGCAGGUUAUUGAUUUGGAGCUCUUACAAAGCCACACAUCGCCUGGUGUGAUAGGCUACUUCAAUAUCCACUCAAAUGAUUGAAUUUCAAUUCAUACCUUGAGCCAACUAGAGAAAAUAUCAGUUUAUUACUGUUAGAGAGCACUAGGAUAUGAACAGUAGUUAUUCUACAUUGGUUGUUUAAACUCCGCCACCAUUCCAAAAAUCUAUUGCAUUUCCGUUGCUACUGGUAUGUUCAGAAUUCUCAUUUUCAAAUCUUCAAAUUCAAAACCCUAAGUCAAUCUGUCUGUCUCCCCCACCUCUCCUUCCCUCCCUCCCUUGCUCUCUCCCUUUUCCAGAAUAGGGUCAGUUACUACAUUCGUUCUGUGAAAAUGAGUGUCUAUCUGUCACUGUUGAUUGUGAUAUUGCUUAAGAUUGUCCAAAAUGCAGCUUCUGAACAGGCACCUCCUCAGGGCUUCAGAUAUGCCUCUUACGACGUGAUCAUCCCAAGGAAGCUGUCUCCCAGGUAUGGGCAAGAAGAACCCCAGGAUGUGAGCUACCUCCUGCCCAUUGAAGGAAAUCCCCAUGUGGUAUUCCUCAGGCAAAGAAGGAACUUCAUCCCUAAGGUCUUUCCUCUCUUCACCUAUAAUACAGCAGGAGAUCUCCAGGUGGACAAUCCUUUUAUCAAGGAUGAUUGUUUCUACCAUGGAUUUAUUCAGAGAAAGUCCCCUUCUCGAGUCACCCUCAGUACAUGUUCAGGAGGCCUGAGAGGUCUCAUACAAAUGGAAAAUAAGACCUAUGAAAUUGAACCAGUUCAGGAAUCUUCUACCUUUCAACAUGUGUUUCGGUUAGAAGUAGAGGAAGGGGCUCCCCGAAUGACUUGUGGAGUAAGAGAAAAACAACAGAGCCAUCAAGAAUUCAUUACUCCUGAAACACAGAAUCUUGGAAACAAAGAAGUUUUUGGAAAAUCCUGGUGGCCACAUACAAGAUAUGUUAAGGUAGCAAUUGUGAUUGAUCAUGAACGAUAUUUGAAGUUUCACAGCAAUGAAUCUUUUAUUACGAUGCAAGUUUUGGAUAUUAUUCACACUGCAAAUUCAUUUUAUGAUCCACUUUCUGUUCAUCUGUCAAUAACAGGCUUAGUGAUCUGGUCACAAAAAAAUCUCAUAGACAUUACCCAUAUAGCAGAUGACACACUUUUAUCAUUUAAUGAAUGGAGAACAAACCAUUUACUUGAUAUUUUAAAGAAUGAUGUUGCUCACUUAUUUGCUUAUAAAGAUUUUGGGUUAACAGUAGGACUUGCAUAUAUAGGUACUAUAUGUAACAAUUACAUGGCAAGUGCUAUUGAAUCCUAUAGAACCCCCAGUUUGUUUUAUAUGUCUGUCAUAUUUACUCAUGAACUGGGACAUGUUCUUGGAAUGCAGCAUGAUGAGCAAUUUUGUCAUUGUGAAAAGAGUGAAUGCAUUAUGGCAGCAUUUGCAGCAGAGACUGAUAAAUUUAGUAACUGCAGUUUCCAGGAUUAUUUCCAUUAUAGAAACACUGAAUGUUUAUUUGUCCCACCAGAGACUAACACAACAUUUAAGUUUGAAUCCUGUGGUAACAAAAGAGUGGAAAAGGGAGAGCAGUGUGACUGUGGGUCAGAAACACAAUGCAAGUCAGAUCCCUGCUGCCAAGGUAAUUGUACGUUGCGCCCCACGGCUGUUUGUGCCUUUGGACUGUGCUGUGCUAACUGCCAGUAUCGCCAACGUGGAACUGUUUGCAGAGAGAAGAUUAGGAGUUGUGAUCUCCCUGAAUAUUGCAAUGGGACUUCAGAGUACUGCCCAGAAGAUGUGCAUGUGCAAGAUGGUCCCGUGUGCAAUGAUGGCGUGUAUUGUUAUCAUGGGAACUGCACGACUCAUGAUAUGCAGUGCAAAAUGAUAUUCGGUAGUGGAGCAAGAGUCGCUUUUGAAGUUUGCUUUAGAGAAGUGAAUAAUAAAGGUGAUCGCUUUGGCAACUGCGGCCUUAAACAUGGAAAAUACAAGAAAUAUGAUACUGGGGAUAGCCUGUGUGGCCGUAUCCAGUGUAAAAGUGAAGAAAUUCCUUCUUUGAAGGAUCACACUACAAUAAUUCAUACUUCCAUUGAAAAUGAUAAUUGCUCUGGCACUGACUAUCACACUGGGAUGAAGGUAAAUGAUAUUGGAGCCGUGAGAGAUGGUACUCCUUGUGGCGAUAAAAUGUUGUGCAUUGAGGCUAGUUGUGUCAAUGUGUCCAUUCUGAAAUAUGACUGUAAUGUCAUAAUGUGCCACAAUCGUGGAGUUUGUAACACUCUCAAACACUGUCACUGUGAUGUUGGAUGGGCCCCUCCAGACUGCAGAAAUAGCGGCUAUGGAGGUAGCAUCGACAGUGGGCCACCUCCAGUUACAGUACUGUCUAAAGCUGAAAUGACAAUCUUUUCUGUACUUGCAAUACUCCUUGUUUUUGAUCUCACAAUUCUUUUUCCUGAUGUAGUUAUCUGGUUCAAGAAUGGGCUGAGAAACCCUUUUGGAAAUUUUCAGGGAAGAAUCCAUGCUACAGAAUCAAAAGAUGAAGGAACACCAGUGUAACUCAUCUUUGGUAAGAAUGAAAAACCCAUUCAGUAUAAGCCCAGGAAUUAACAGUCAAUUUGAAAAACAAAGACUUCCAAAAUUUCAUUGCUUAAAGUUGUCUCCCCAGACACAUUUUUUGAGGUUGAAUUUGGCUACUUUGGAGGGGAAGAAACCCCCAAUCUAUGUAAAGUAGAGUUAAAGCAAAUCUUUCAUUUCUAAAUAAUAAUAAAUAGUUUUAAUUUUAGAUCUCAAAACUUCAAGUUCAAAGUGGAAAGAAGAGAUAAUUCAGAGGCAGCUUGUCCCAGUGUGAUGGUUCCUAGUUUCUAUUAACUGGCAGAAAGUUGUAGUAGCAAGAAAGUGCAAUUAAAACCCACCAUCAGUUUUUUAUUACUUCUUCAUUUUUCUGCUGGAAUGUUUUUAUUCUCCCUAAGAUUUAAUGCAAUGAGUCAUCAUAAUAGAUUAACUAGUGUCUUCUCUCUGGAAGUCAGAGAAUUUAUUUUCAGGAUUAAUGAAAAACUGCUUGCUCCUAUCCUACCAAAGCCAUUGACUGAAAAAACUGCUACAUAUACAAUGAUAGGUGGCUUUCUCUGUAGCCCAAUAAAUACUUUUAUUAACCCUUCAGUAAACUCUUCAAUGAAUUUUAGAAUCAUCUGAAGCUGCUGAUUGAGUCUGCUUCUGGACUGACCUGCAGUGAUCAUCAAUCGGCCACUGAAGAGAACUCUCCAGAAUAGGCUUGUAAAUGAAGCAUGUAUGAGAUGCAGAUACAUUGACUAAUACACAGCUAUGCCAACAGUACAUUGGAUGUCAAGGAAAGAUCGAGAAGCAUUGUUGAUUAUAGGUAAUUUGGGCUGCCAACACAGCACUGCACAUCGAUCUUUCUCUAACUCUGUCCCAGUAAGAUUAAUGAUGAAAUUAUUAUGGACGUUUAGUAUUGUGGAGGCACUCAAUGACUACUGGAGAAAGACAUCUCCGACAUGGUCCUCUGUGUUAUUCAGUUAUAACUUUUCUCAUCAGUUCU